AUGUCCUUUGGAUGGUCCGCUGGGGAUAUUGCACAAGCGAUAUCUGUGAUUUUCAAGACGGUGAAAGCACUCGAUGAUGCUGAGGGUGCCCCCGCCGAUUUCCGCAAUACUGUAACGUUUUUCCAAAGCGUGAAUUUGACCUUACAAAGGCUCCAAUCCCUCAUAAGUAUCGGAAAAAACUCUUCAUACGGCGAUCAAAUACGAAAAGAAGUCGAAAUCAUCAAGCCUUCGUUGGAAAGAUUUCUCGCCAUCAGCCAGACCUUCGAAAGCAGUUUAGGAGACAAAGCGACACCAGGUCGCUGGAAGCAUAUACCCAAGAAGUUAUUAUGGAGAUUCAAGGACUCGAAAGCCGUAAGAAAUCUAAAGUCAGAAAUCAAAGACCAUCUUCCAGUCUUGGACAAAUGGAUGCUUUUAUCCAUGAUCGAAAUUAUUCAGGAUUUGCCAGCGGAGCUUCAAAAACACUUCACCGGUGUUCUCAAUGACCAGAUGGUCUCGAUUCUACAGCUCCAACUCAAUCCCAUUCAUGACGAGUUGCGGAUGGCAAGAACAGAGGGAAGAGAGCAUUACAAAAGUUUUUUUUCGGAAUUUGAGCAGAGCAUUCUUAAACUGAGUUCUCUUCAGUUGGAUAUUGCAUCACAGAGCCACACGACACAGCGAAACUUUGACAAAGUUAUGUCAAAGCUUGAAAACAAGACUUCAUAUGACGAUGCUGUUAAAGUCAUCAAUGAACAUACAACGAACACUCUCAAAGACAUGUUUCGUAACUCUCAGGCCCUACCUCAUGCCUCUUUCCAGCAAGCCGGUACUAUUCGGACCGGUGAGGGAAUUCCUAUCGUUAAGUCUUCUCCAACAGUAAGCUCACAGCUCUUCGACCAAGAAGUUGGAAACAUAGAGUUAUUACGAAAGGUACUUCGCUUGGCCAACCUGAUGGAGCCGUCGAGGGCUCUGAACCCUGUCCUUCUUCCAAAAUACCACAUAACAUUUCGCGAUGCGCUGGGUCGCCGUCCCAGAAUUUUACAGUAUGACACUUUCAUGAACUUUAAAGUACUAAGUAUGCGUCUACAUUUCUACUCGAAUCUUUUAUCGGGACAAUUGGAAGAUGCUGGGUGGAGCGAGGGUCAUAUUUACUCGAAAAUAGUUCAACUGAAACCGUACUAUCGACCGAUACAUGGUCGCGGUCGGUAUUCCCUGGUUGCCGCUUCAUUAUGUCAAAUGGAAGUACGCGAAUCCGAUAUUAAUGACGUCGAUGAGAGAAGCAAUGCUGUCCAGGAGCAAUCGAGUAUCAACACUUCUGAGGCUAUAGAGAGCGAUAUUAUUCAUUUUUCUCGGCUGGUAUAUUUGACGGGGCCAAAUAGAUGUCACAGCUGCAACGGACCAGAGACCUCUGAAUGGAAAACGCAACCAGAUGGAGCCCGUACGCUUUGCAACGCAUGCGAGUCAAAUUCUACGAGGCUUAAUCGUUACGAGAUGAUGGAAAUCACCGAAAUGUUACGAGGUUUGCCGUCUAGAUCACGUGGAAGUGCUCUAGGCUGUCGAGGUGGUUUAUAA
Sclerotinia sclerotiorum 1980 UF-70 is the source of this 1548-nucleotide messenger RNA. RefSeq lists its product with no specific name. Bases 1 to 1548 code for a protein of 515 amino acids. NCBI's taxonomy places the organism in Eukaryota, Fungi, Ascomycota, Leotiomycetes, Helotiales, Sclerotiniaceae. The record is from RefSeq and is a predicted model, not a curated record. Gene Ontology annotation, biological process: regulation of DNA-templated transcription. Gene Ontology annotation, molecular function: sequence-specific DNA binding; zinc ion binding. The transcript has 5 exons.